Molecule: messenger RNA, 514 nt
Organism: Acanthocheilonema viteae
Lineage: Eukaryota; Metazoa; Nematoda; Chromadorea; Rhabditida; Onchocercidae
Source: the annotation of a GenBank genome assembly
UGGUGGUGGUGGUGGUGGUGGUGGUGGUGGUGGUAGUACUGGUGAUGGUGGUGGUACUGAUGACAGUGGUGGUAGUGGUAGUAGUGGUGAUGGUACUGAUGAUGGUGGUAUUAAUGGUGGUGGCACUGGUGGUAGUGGUGGUGGUGAUGGUUGUGAUGGUUCUGCUGCUGCUGCUGCUACUGCUACUGCUACUGCUACUGCUACUGUUACUGCUGCUACUGCUGCUGUUGCUGCUGCUCAUUUUGAUAACACACAUAUCAUCGAGUUAACAGUUGGAUUGCUUGAUGCUCCUGUCACUGCUACUGCUGCUGCUACUGUUGCUCUACGUUACUGGAAACAAACAGGUUUCAAAGUACUAGUAGUGGUAGUGGUAGCAAUACAUCUACUGUUGCUAACCCUACUUCUUUGUUGUAAGUUGAUGAAUGGAAGAGGAGUUGCUGCUGCUGCUGCUGUUGCUGGUACAACAACAACAACAACAACAACCAUUACUUUUCUUUGGCUUAGCUUACGGUAG